Molecule: messenger RNA, 1566 nt
Organism: Closterium sp. Yama58-4
Lineage: Eukaryota; Viridiplantae; Streptophyta; Zygnematophyceae; Desmidiales; Closteriaceae
Source: the annotation of a GenBank genome assembly
AUGGCCGGCUGGAUUGCCAAUGCGGGCCCGGCCGGAGUUCCGCUCACGCUGGCUACUAUUCGCGACCAUGUCGCAACCAUGGCGCGCAACAUGGACGUACCGCCUACUUUCAGGUGCUCGAUCGGUUGGGUACGCCGUGCGUUGCGUCGCCAGGGUGUCCGCUGCAUGAGCGCCGUCGGAGAGGCCGCCGACCAGGACAUGGCUGCCGUGCGCACUACUCGCGAGAAGCUUCCUCAGCUGCUGAUGUAUCUUUCGGUCACUCUGCGGGACACUUACAACUUUGACGAAACCGCGCUGUUCAUCUCAGUGUUGCCGCGAAAGACGUACGGCAACAGUCGCGUGUCGGGCCGGAAGGUUCCUAAGGACCGCCUUACCGUCGGCCUUCUCGUCAACGCCGACGGCUCGCAUUCGUUCCGCCCCUUGGUCAUCUCGAAGGCCAAGAGGCCGCACGAUUUCAGGCCCAACUACGAUCCGGACGAGGUGUGCUAUUGGCGCUCUUCUGCGAAAGGGUGGAUGACGAAGGAGGUGUUCACUCACUUCAUGGAGCAACUUAACACGGCCAUGUACGUAGAGGGCCGGAACAUCGUUAUCCUGAUGGACAACGCGAGCAGCCACGUGCUCAAGACGGAAGGCGCCGAGACGGAGGACCUCUUUGGGUUCCGUACGCGCAAGCUCAGCAACUUGCGCAUUGUUUACCUGCCGCCCAACACCACGUGCUUCACCCAGCCCCUCGAUCAGGGGAUCAUUGCUACGGCGAAGGCGAGGUACCGGGCGCACUGGCUGAGCGCGUUCACUGCGCAGUGGGUGGAGAGCGGCGCCACGUCGGCAAUGGCUCGGUACAAGCCGAACCUCCGCGACGUGCUCGCCUGGCUGCUCGAUGCAUGGAUGAACAUCGAGCGUCGUACCAUUCAGCGCUGCUGGUGGCGCACCGAGUGCCUCCCGUGUGCAUGGGAGAUGCAGCUUGAUCAUGUGGGCAACGGCGGCAACGGCGGCAACGGCGGCCCCACCGAGCUCGAAGAGGCAGUGGGCGACGUGGGGAUCCUCAUCGAUCGGCUUGGCCUCGGCCCGUCAGCGAUGCCUGCCGCGGACUUCGUCCGCAUCGACGAAAAUCAGCCGACUUGCACCGAGCCGGGAGAGGACCCGCUGGCUACGGAGCCGCCGACCUUGCCGCCUGCCGAGAUGUGGGAGGCCCCGGCCAGCAUGCAAGUCGUCUAUGACGACGCCAAUCCGGCUUGCCGCGAGGCACGGCGCUACGCCCGCGCCGCAAGCGAGAUGCUCAUCGGCUACGCGAAGGCCACCGGCAUCACACCGCGUGACCUCUGCGCGCUGUUCGACAUCCGCAACCCCAUCAUCAGGGCCCGGAUGGAGCGCGCAAGUCCGGCGCUCAACCUGAACAGCACCCCGCCUCCCGCCAUGCCCCUGGGCGCCAACCCGCCUGCUGAGACACCUCGUCGCCGUGGGCGUGUGCUGCCGGCGUGGAUGACGGAGCCGACCCCGGAGUGGGUCACUUUGGCUCAGCAGGCGGCUCGCCCCAGGAGCUCAUCGACGGAGGAGCACCAGUUGUGA